Messenger RNA from Brassica oleracea var. oleracea, 923 nucleotides. RefSeq lists its product as uncharacterized. The transcript is spliced from 3 exons. The record is from RefSeq and is a predicted model, not a curated record. The coding region runs from base 98 to 823 and encodes 241 amino acids. Lineage: Eukaryota; Viridiplantae; Streptophyta; Magnoliopsida; Brassicales; Brassicaceae.
CAUGUUUCAUCUCUUUAUAUUAAGACGAGAUGUUUGUCUUCUUCACUAUCAGACUGAAUAAGGAGAGAGAGAAGAGGAAGAGAAUCAAUUUUGUUCAAUGGAGAAGGCAGUCCAUUUGUCAACGAAAGCUGGACCAGAGGUUCCAGGAGAGCCAACGAAGAUGGGAACCUCCAUGGUUGACUCGGCUGCUGCAGCUGUACAAAGCUUCACUCCGAUUAACCAAAUCCACCAACAUCUCUGCGCGUUUCAUUUCUAUGCAUAUGACAUGACUCGACAAGUGGAGGCACAUCAUUUCUGCGGUCACAUCAACGAGGACAUGCGUCAGUGUCUGAUCUACGACGGUCCUGAUGCCAACGCUCGUCUGAUCGGCUUGGAGUACAUAGUGUCAGAGAAGCUUUUCAUGACGUUGCCUGAUGACGAGAAGAAGCUUUGGCACACUCACGAGUGGGAGGUCAAAGGAGGGUUCCUGUUCAUGCCCGGUGUUCCCGAGCCAAUCCAACGCCAAGAUCUCGAGAAAGUUGCCAAAACUUAUGGAAAAGUUUACCAUUUCUGGCAAGUCGAUUUGGGGCAUGAGCUCCCCAUUGGUUUGCCUAAUAUUAUGAUGGCUGUUACUCGCGACGGACAACUUUACCCCGAGAUGGUCAAGGAGACGGAGAAAAAGUUUGGGAUAUCGAUAGAUAAAGAGAGAGAGUCAAGGGCUUAUAUGACUGGACCAGACCAUGGGAUCCAUCCCUUGGCGAAUGGAGGUGGCAAAGGGCUGAAGUUGGAGGUGCGAGAGGUUGACAUCAAGCCUGUAGAGUCUGUUCCAAGAGUCUUUGUCUAAGUUAGUUAAAGAGAGAGGGAUCUCUUAAGAGAAUAAUAAAUAAAGAAGCGAUCGACCUUUGCUUUUGUUAAGUAUAGUCCUCGAUCAUGUGUAUUAAGCU